Theobroma cacao (cacao) is the source of this 1288-nucleotide messenger RNA. Lineage: Eukaryota; Viridiplantae; Streptophyta; Magnoliopsida; Malvales; Malvaceae. The record is from RefSeq and is a predicted model, not a curated record.
UUUAGCAUCUGGCUUCCAACAUGGAAUCAACUAUCAUUGAGUGAUUUAGUCAUUUGGAAGUGGAAUUUAUUUCUGCUGUCUCUCUUGUCGGGGAAGAUCAUCUUUCGUGGUAUGUUGAACUUGGUUGUGCUUUCCAUGGGGUGGAAGUUUUCCAAGCAAAAACGAUUGUUUUAUUAUAUUUAUGGAACAAGAUCUGCAGUCGAAAACUGUUUAUGGGUGGCUUCUAUGUUUGUGCUAUGCAACAUUAUCUUCAACCAAAACCUGAGGAGGGUACAUUUAGAAACUUUGUUUUACAUAAACAAAGUUCUAAGUUUCUUGCUAGUCUCCUCAGUGGUGUGGAUAGUAAAAACUAUCAUCUUCACGUAUCUCGCAGUCAGCUAUAAUUCUCAUAUAUUGUCUUCGAGAAUGAGAGAUUUGGAAUUUAGUGAAAAGAUGAUUCAACAGAUAGCACCCAAAGGCAAUGCAUUUGAGAAAAUCAGAAAUGAGGAGGGUGCCAAAAAUCUGGCAACAAAAAUAAUACAGAACUUGUCAAGCAAUUCUUCAAGGUACAUUUACAUGGAAGAUUUGAUGGGUUUUAUGAAUAUCAAUGAUGCUCGCAAGGUGUUGAAACUUUUGGGUUGUGCAUCCGAAUGCCAAAAAGUUCAUAAAUUGAUACUGGAAAACUGGGUGAUUGCAUUUGAAGCUGUGAUCUACUUGUUUGUAAUGCAUCCAUUCAAUAUUGAUGAUCGAUGCGAGAUCGAUGGGGUUGAGUUGGUGGUGAACAAAAUCAACAUUUUCAGCACUGUCUUCUUAAGGAAUGACAAUCAAAUAAUUAUUUAUCCGAAUGCUAUUCUGUGGACAAAAUCAGUGAGCAAUUUUCGACUCAGCCCACCAACGAGAGACAAAAUAGAGUUUGAUAUAUUUAUUUUGACCCCAGAAGAACAAAUUAUUGCCAUGGAACAAAGGAUACUGAGUUUCAUCCAAAGCAGGGAGGAGCUUUGGUUUCCCACACCACGUAUAUUCAUAACAAGCAUCGGGGAGACGAGCAGGCUGCAUGUGGAGGUCUGGGCGACACAUCGAAUAAACAUGCAAGAUUUGGAUGAGAGACUUGAAAGAAAAAAACUUCUGUAUAAAGAAGUGGCUAACAUCAUAAGGGAGCUUGGGAUCCUUGUGCAUUGGUAGACAGUAAUUGGCUUUCUGGCGUAGUUUCUUUUUAUUGUUCUUCGUUCCUUUUUAACAGGCAAGAUAUUUUUAUUACACCAUCCUGUACCUUUCCCCAGUUAUGAAAGCAUUUGCUUGGUUCACCUUC